AUGGUAGCAAAGAUCAAAAGAAUUCCAACAAAAUCCAUGAAACCUCGCCGUAGGCGAAAAUCUCCGAUCGAACAUGUGGUGACUAUCUCCUCCGCUGUCCUCUCCUCCAUCCGCGGCCGGAUCACCAAACUCUUCUCCAAAUUGACACAAAUCUCCACUCCCAAUCGUCGCCAUAAACGCUAUCGGAUCCUGAAAAAGAUACCCCACUGGAAAGAAGAACAAUUCUAUGAACAAUCCUUGAACUCUCUUCGCAUAAAUCUCUUUUCUGAUCCCUUCUUGUUACCCUCAUUGAAUUCCCCAGAUAGAAAAACCGUCUUUCUCGACCUGGACGAAACCUUAGUCCAUUCCAAGGCCAAUGCACCACCAGAACGAUUUGACUUUGUUGUGAGGCCGCAAAUCGACGGUGAGAUUAUGACUUUCUAUGUUCUGAAGCGGCCAGGAGUGGAUGACUUCUUAGAAUCAUUGGCGGCGAAGUAUGAGGUGGUGGUUUUCACGGCUGCGCUGGAAGCUUAUGCCUCGAUUGUUCUUGAUCAGAUUGACCGGAACGGACGGAUUUCUCACCGGCUUUAUCGUGAUUCGUGCAGGGAAAUAGAUGGGAAGCUUGUGAAGGACUUGUCUACGAUGGGUAGGGAUUUGAAACGGGUUGUUAUCGUUGAUGAUAACCCAAAUUCGUAUGCGAAACAGCCUAACAACGCGAUUCCCAUUCGGCCAUUUAUCGAUGAUCUUGGUGAUCAAGAGCUAUUGAAGCUGGUCAAAUUUUUUGAGGUCUCCGAUAGUUUUGAAGACAUGAGAGAUGCUGUGAAGAAAUUCAUAAGCUUUGGAGAAUUGACAUUGUGA
Messenger RNA from Neltuma alba, 837 nucleotides. RefSeq names its product CTD small phosphatase-like protein. The record is from RefSeq and is a predicted model, not a curated record. Gene Ontology annotation, molecular function: phosphatase activity. Bases 1 to 837 code for a protein of 278 amino acids. Lineage: Eukaryota; Viridiplantae; Streptophyta; Magnoliopsida; Fabales; Fabaceae. The transcript has a single exon.